AUGAUCUUCGAUUUUACUUUCUAUCUCGGAACACAAAUACCUUAUUCAAUUCUGCAAGUCUGGCCGAAACUCACUGCCGUCUCAACCAAACCACGGACUAAUACAGCAUUUCGGCUACUUCCCCGUCGAAAAAUCAUGAACGAUACACAUGCUCCAAACACCGGCAACGGUCCAUUUGGACCUGUUGUCAACGGCACUCAAAUCGUCUUCUUCGAAUACCGUCCCAACAAGGCGGCGGGGUACAGCUUCGUAGUUCUCUUCGGCAUUUUGACCCUAGCACACUUGAUACAUAUCUUUUGGAAGCGGGCGUGGUUUUUCAUCCCUUUCUUCCUUGGUGGAGUUGCCGAAACCUUUGGAUACUAUGGCCGUGCACUUGCCUCUGUCAUAAUUACAGUUGCAUAA
This is a messenger RNA of Cadophora gregata, 402 nucleotides long. RefSeq lists its product as uncharacterized. Lineage: Eukaryota; Fungi; Ascomycota; Leotiomycetes; Helotiales; Ploettnerulaceae. Bases 1 to 402 code for a protein of 133 amino acids. Gene Ontology annotation, cellular component: membrane. The transcript has 2 exons. The record is from RefSeq and is a predicted model, not a curated record.